Cyphellophora attinorum is the source of this 972-nucleotide messenger RNA. Its product is annotated as putative nitrilase. Bases 1 to 972 code for a protein of 323 amino acids. Lineage: Eukaryota; Fungi; Ascomycota; Eurotiomycetes; Chaetothyriales; Cyphellophoraceae. Gene Ontology annotation, molecular function: hydrolase activity, acting on carbon-nitrogen (but not peptide) bonds, in linear amides. The transcript has 2 exons. The record is from RefSeq and is a predicted model, not a curated record.
AUGGCGACAUCUUACGAGGAGGUUGCGGCUAAGGUGAAGAUCGCUGUGAUUCAGAUAUGUCCAAAGCCUCUGGAUCCAGAGACUAAUUUCCAGGCUGCGGCGACCCAUAUCCGGGAAGCUGCUUCUCAGGGCGCAUCGCUGGCCGUGCUGCCAGAGUAUCAUCUAAGCGGAUGGGUCCCUCACGAUCCAGGAUUCGCUAAGCUGGCUGUUACUGCAUAUGAGUAUGUUGCCAAGUAUCAGGAACUGGCGAAAGAGCACAAGAUCAAUAUCGUGCCUGGCACAAUCGUUACGAGUGAUCAGUCUCAGCAGAACGGCGCUGCUCGGGACACAGAGGACUCUGCAGCGCCGCCAUUGCACAAUAUUUCGCCCUUCAUCUCGUACACCGGAGAGAUACUUGGUAGCUACACCAAAGCUAAUUUAUGGCAUCCUGAGCGACCACAUCUGACAUCAGGUCCACAAUCGCAAAGCAGUCUCGACGCUCCUCAUGAGCGGCCAGAGCCUCACACGGUCAUCGAGACGCCUCUGGGACCCGUCGGCAUACUCAUCUGCUGGGACCUUGGCUUCCCAGAAGCAUUUCGCUCACUGAUCCUGCAAGGCGCCAAAAUCAUCAUCAUUCCAACGUUCUGGACGGCCUUUGACAUGUCAGCCGAAGGCUUAGCAUACAACAAGGACGCAGAAACGCUCUUCCUGAAAUCAACACUUGUGGCGCGAGCCUUUGAGAACACCGCUUGUAUUGUGUUCUGCAAUGCUGGCGGUCCACGCGAAGAAGGCUAUGUUGGGCUUAGCGGUGUGACAAUGCCGAUCAUGGGUACGUUGCCGAACAGCUUCGAAGACGGUGAGCUAGGUGUGCGCGUCAUUGAGACUGACAUGAAGCUGCUGGACAUCGCGGAAGCAAAUUACAAGGUGCGGGAGGAUCUGCAACGCGAGGACUGGCAUUACGGAUACUCGCACGCGACAACCACCACUUCAUGA